Molecule: messenger RNA, 1170 nt
Organism: Penicillium waksmanii
Lineage: Eukaryota; Fungi; Ascomycota; Eurotiomycetes; Eurotiales; Aspergillaceae
Exons: 9
Coding region: 1-1170 (389 amino acids)
Biological process (GO): transmembrane transport
Cellular component (GO): membrane
Molecular function (GO): transmembrane transporter activity
Source: RefSeq, a predicted model, not a curated record
AUGGAUAUCGAGAGCGCGGUAUCCGGAGAGAAGGAGAAGGUAUUGAAUGCCGAUGAUGCACAGCUACUUGCUAUGGGGAAGAAACCGGAAUUGCAGCGGGUCUACAACACUUGGACGCUCUGUGCCUACCAGGUUAUGAUAUCGGCCAGCUGGUCAUGCCUCAUUGUUUUAUAUUCAACCAUCUUUGAUGUCGGUGGACCGGCUGGUUUGAUAUGGGCAACGUGGCUUCCGGGCGUUAAUUUAUUCGGUGCAAUUUGGGUUGUUGGCGGUGGAGUCGCAUGGGCCAUUGUCUUCAUCGUGAUGGCGCCUAAACAUGAUGCAAAGAUCAUUUUCACUGAGUUUCUCAACAAUACGGGCUAUGAAAAUACUGGGUGGGUAUUUAUAAUGUCGUUCUAUAAUUCUAUUUACGGAUUGGUUGGUACAGAUGGAAUGAUGCAUCUCGUAGAAGAGAUGAAAAAUCCAGCCAAAAAUGCGCCUCGGAGCAUGAUCUAUUCUAUGAUUCUUUGUGGAAUUAUGAGUUGGCUAGCAGCUGUUCUAAUGAUUUGGACUGCGGGUGACUGGACCACCUACAUGCCAUCACCGCAGCCGUAUAUGAGCUGGUGGAUUGGUGUCACUGGGUCACUAUAUGGUGGUGGUCUCUUCUGUGCACUUGUAAUGAUCGGCAUCAACUUCUUCGUCAUCGUCGGCACGAACAGUGCCGGGUCAAGAAUUGUGUGGAGCAUGGCCCGCGACAAGGCAUUCCCAUAUUCCGAAUAUCUAGCUCGGGUUAACCCGAGGCUCGGUAUUCCAUUGCGUGCCAUUGGAUUUGUGGUGGUGGUCGAUCUAAUUCUUGGUCUUAUCGUCCUUGGAAGUGACCUCGCUUUUCAAUCCAUCAUUUCCGGCGGUGGCCUGAUGUUGCAGGUUAGCUAUUUAGUGCCUGUACUUAUUGUUCUUGUUCGGGGGAGGAAAAUUUUACCACCACGUCCUCAUUUCGACCUGGGAAAAUGGGGCUAUGUGAUAAACAUUUUCAGUGUGGGACUUUAUUGGAUUUUUGGCGCGCGAUUUCGAUAUAUCAAAGAACAAAACUCGGUUAUGGAAGACAAUGUUGUUGUCAUCGAUGGCGUGGUUUUAGGUGGGCUGGAAGCUAUCAGAAGGGGUGAAGGGGCUCAGGUUGCUCCUACCAAGGAAUGA